Parasteatoda tepidariorum (common house spider) is the source of this 760-nucleotide messenger RNA. Its product is annotated as ferritin, middle subunit. Gene Ontology annotation, biological process: intracellular iron ion homeostasis; iron ion transport. The record is from RefSeq and is a predicted model, not a curated record. Lineage: Eukaryota; Metazoa; Arthropoda; Arachnida; Araneae; Theridiidae. Gene Ontology annotation, molecular function: ferrous iron binding; ferric iron binding. Gene Ontology annotation, cellular component: cytoplasm.
GACCUAUGACCACUUUCCAGCUUUCUGAGAUUUUUGAUUAUUCGGAUCCACUCAUAGCAUAGAAUUUUAUGGGUAGUCAAGUUUCAUAAAAUGUUAAAACAAAUGGUGUGGAUUACAGCAGGAUUUACCCUUCUUUUAGCAGUGGCUGUAGGCGUAAAACAGUUGUCCAGCAACGACGUGAAAGAUGAAUCUGGUGAUAAAUAUCAUCUUUAUCCAGCAUGCAUGACACUUUUGAGAUCACAAGUCAAUGUAGAAAUGCACGCUAGUCUUGUCUAUAUGAAUAUGGCUGCCCACUUUGAACAAAAUGCAGUUGCACGAAAAGGCUUUGCAAAAUUCUUUAGUGAGAACUCCAAAGAAGAAAGAGAGCAUGCGCAGAAGUUGAUUGAUUACCUGAAUUCCAGGGGAAGCAAGUUUAGUGAUUUCAAUAUCGAUAUGCCUGUCAAAGUUAAUUGGGGAAGUGCAUUUGAAGCUUUGAACGAUGCACUUCAUUUGGAGAAGGAAGUAUAUAAUCAACUUCAUCAUAUCCACGAUAUCGCUGACGUGCACUGUAAAGAUGCUCAUCUGAUGGACUUCUUAGAGAAGGAAUAUUUCACUGAGCAAGUUGAAUCAAUUGAUGGUUUGCUACGUCACAUAUCUGUUCUCGGUGCAAUGAAGGACAAUCCAUUAGGAGAAUAUUUAUAUGACAGACAGUUGAUGGGAGAAUGAAAAAACUAGCAACAUUUAUGUACCUUGUAAAUAAAUUACAGUUUUAUUUUCCUAA